Molecule: messenger RNA, 1129 nt
Organism: Thrips palmi
Lineage: Eukaryota; Metazoa; Arthropoda; Insecta; Thysanoptera; Thripidae
Gene: tex
Product: THO complex subunit 3
Exons: 5
Coding region: 68-1036 (322 amino acids)
Biological process (GO): mRNA export from nucleus
Cellular component (GO): THO complex part of transcription export complex
Molecular function (GO): protein binding
Source: RefSeq, a predicted model, not a curated record
UCGUGUAAAUAACAAGAAACGCUACAACAACAAAUCUUUAACCUCUAAGCAACCAACCAUUCGGGCCAUGGGUUCAUACAACAGUGAAAUGGAGCGAUUACGCCAGCAUUUUAAAAGUCACAGUAAAACGAGAGAGUAUCAAGCACACUCUGCCAAAGUUCAUUCAGUUGGAUGGAGCUGCGAUGGGCGAAGACUCGCCUCUGGCUCGUUUGAUAAGUCGGUGUCAAUCUUCACUUUAGACCGGGAGCGACUGAUGAAAGAUUUUACAUUCCGAGGCCACAGUGGAAGUGUUGAUCAAUUAUGUUGGCAUGCUACAAGCCCAGACCUAUUAGCCACCGCAAGUGGUGACAAAAGUGCACGAAUUUGGGACGCCCGAACUCAAAAGUGUGCAGCAACUAUAAACACUAAAGGAGAGAACAUAAAUAUUACUUGGGCCCCAGAUGGACAAACAAUUGCUGUGGGAAAUAAGGAAGACUUGGUCACAUUCAUUGAUGCCCGCACCCACAAGGUUAAAAGGGAAAAGAAGUUUGAAUUUGAAGUUAAUGAAAUAUCAUGGAACAAAAGAAGCGAUUUGUUCUUCUUAACUAAUGGACAAGGUUGCAUACACAUACUAGAGUACCCUGAUUUAGAAUUACAGCAUGUCCUUAAGGCUCAUCCAGGAACAUGUAUAUGUAUUGAAUUUGAUCCCACUGGACGAUACUUUGCAACAGGAUCUGCAGAUACACUGGUAUCGCUGUGGGAUGUCGAAGAACUUGCCUGUCUCCGAACUUUUUCAAGACUGGAUUGGCCAGUCAGAACUAUAAGUUUCAGCCACGAUGGAAAGUUACUGGCAUCUGCCUCAGAGGAUUUAAUGAUUGACAUUGGGGAAGUAGAAACGGGCCUCAAAGUUUGUGACAUUCCUGUGGAAGCUGCCACAUUUACUGUUGCUUGGCAUCCUAGCCAAUACCUUUUGGCUUAUGCCUGCGAUGACAAAGAUUCAUAUGACCGGAAGCAUGAUGCAGGGAUUCUCAAGGUGUAUGGGUUUUCCUCUGAAUAAUACUUCCAAGCCUUUCUGAAAUCCUCAGUUACUAAUUUUUACUGUGGAUCUGUUUUCAUUUUUGUGUAGCUUCACAAUAGGAUUUUUUUUUCA